AUGGCUUGCGCAGCUCCCUCGAUGAUCUCCUCCAAGGCUGGGGCGGCGGCGAUGGCCUCCCUGGCCUCGCCUCCUCUCAGGGUGGGCUCCUCCCAGAGCCUGACCGUGCCCAGGACCUUCCAAGGCUUAAGGAGGAGCUCCGUCCCGCCUCUCCGCUCCGCGAAGCCGGCUUCCCCCUCCCGGUCCGCCAAGAGGAGCUUCUCCGUCAAUGCGGUAAGGCCUCGUCGUCCGUCCCCGCUCCGGUGAUCGUGGUGCCCUUGGUCGUUAGUCUGGAUUUGUGUCGCGGUGAUUCAUCGGGUUUUCCUCGUUCAUCUUCUGGUCAAAGGAGCCUGGCUGUGGGGUGUACUUGCUCAUGCUUCAUAUCCAGUACUCUACACGUAUCGCGAGCCGUACAAUCCCCCGACUCCCUCGCGCGUGCGUUCUUCCGAAUUUCCUUCCCUUGUGACGAUUUUUCCAAUGAUUCAUGCAGACCCAGCUCCCACUGGUCGGAAACACUGCACCAAAUUUCGAAGCUGAAGCGGUCUUCGAUCAGGAAUUCAUCAAGGUAUAAUCCUCUAGAGUCGAGCGUGUUAGGUGUUCUCUUUCGGCAAUGCGUGAGAUAUAAUCUAUGUGCAUUCGCUUUUCUUGGCUCGUUUCCUCUUCCCUUCUCCUAUUAGGGGAAUGAUAUAAAAAAUGGAAGGAAUCUAUAAGCCGGUUUGAUGUGGCCAGUUUCUCAGAUCUCACGGUUCUGUGCUGCUUAAACGUCUAUGGAACGAAGCAAACAAGCGACGUUUUAAUGGCAAAAACAGGAAAAGGGAGCUGCGGUUGGGGAUUUUUUGGGGAGCGGUGGCUGAUGGAAUGAAUAGUAGAAUUUUUUUUUAUGAAAAAAAUGGUCAGCUUCCUAGUCGUUUUGACCCUCUGUAUUUAGAGAAUGUUCAUUGAGUUGACUCCGAGCCCCAUCGUUUACAUAUGGGUUGGGUUAUUUUCUCUGUCGUCGGGAACCAGAUAUGUGAGCCUGACACUGUAGAACUAAUCAUAGGUGUUUAUAACCUUCAUCUCCAUCUCAGUUUGUGUUCUCCAAAGGACCCUUUUAAUUAUUUGGUAUUUGUCACAGGUCAAUCUCUCCGACUAUAUUGGAAAGAAGUAUGUGAUACUAUUUUUCUACCCGUUGGAUUUUACCUUCGUUUGUCCCACGGGUAAGCUUCUGUAAUUUUCAUGUUCAUCAUCAGAUUUCUUUGGUUGGAAUUAAAGCUUUGUUGGAUGGGAUAUUUUUUAAAAUGUUGUUAAUUUCUGUACUGCAGAAAUUACUGCAUUCAGCGACCGAUACUCGGAGUUUGAGAAGGUGAACACGGAGAUUCUGGGUGUUUCAGUCGACAGUGUGGUAUGAUAUUUCAUCUUUUAUUCACGUGAGAUAAAUUACCUUGGGUGAAUGUUACUUCGUUUUCUGGCUGAGUGGAUGAUCAGCCAAUCCAGAUUCAUCAUUUUUUCGAGCAUAUCUAUUGAAGAUAGUUUGAGAUUAAAUUGCUAAUGUUUUUUUCCUCAUUUUCUCAAGUCUACUCCUUGUUUUUCUCCUAGUGAUCUGAGAUGAAGGGAAAAUCAUACAAUUUCUAUUUUUAUCUAUCUUAUCUUGCGGACGAUGGAGGUUUUUUUUUUUUUUAAUCAACCAGAUUGAUCCACUAUUUUUCAGGAAAAUAUACCCUUAAUUCUGAUCUUGAUAAUCUGUAGAAAUUAUUGGACUAUGCUGAUCAUUUGUGAUUUUUAUAUAUAUAUGUUUGUAGUUCUCCCAUCUUGCUUGGGUCCAAACAGAUCGGAAGUCUGGGGGUCUUGGAGACCUGAACUACCCAUUGGUGUCUGAUGUAACCAAAUCGAUCUCGCAAUCUUAUGGGGUCUUGAUUCCCGACCAGGUACAACUUCUUUCUUAUGGGCAAUUCUCCUCGAUUUCGAUCUCAGAAAGCAUACUAUUGUGGGCAGUUAUGAAACUCAUCAAAGGAAUUGCCGAGAAAAUCCUCUGAAAAUCCUCUGAAAAUCUCCGCAUAUUCUGUGGCUUUCAGGGAAUCGCCCUCCGUGGCCUCUUCAUCAUUGACAAGGAGGGAGUCAUCCAGCACUCCACCAUCAACAACCUCGCCAUUGGUCGGAGCGUGGACGAAACAUUGAGAACUCUCCAGGUACUAACAAAAUAUAAUGAUAAUAAUAAUGAUAAUAAUCAUAAUAAUAAUUAUUAUAAUGAUAGCUGGAUCAAACCCCAGUGAGGAUUCUGCUUAUAAUCUAUAAUAAGUGAGAAGAAUUUUGAUUUCCAUGAGCUAUGAGAACAACAGCGUAGGUGAUUAAAUUGGUGAGCAUCUGAGCCACCCACCAAAACCUCGCCUCUGAGACUGUUCAUUUCGCCCUAAAAAAAAUUGUCUUUAAUUUUUCAAGCUCUCAGAAAUACUGGGCUCUUCUUCUUCUUCGUCUUCGUCUUCGUCGUCUCCUUCUUGACCAGUCUGAACCCGUACCGCUUCAUCCUCAGGCGUUGCAAUAUGUUCAAGAGAACCCGGACGAGGUGUGCCCGGCGGGAUGGAAGCCCGGGGACCGGUCGAUGAAGCCCGACCCGAAGCUCAGCAAGGACUACUUCGCCGCCAUCUGA
This is a messenger RNA of Spirodela intermedia, 2602 nucleotides long. NCBI's taxonomy places the organism in Eukaryota, Viridiplantae, Streptophyta, Magnoliopsida, Alismatales, Araceae. The record is from the annotation of a GenBank genome assembly.